Messenger RNA from Striga hermonthica, 855 nucleotides. NCBI's taxonomy places the organism in Eukaryota, Viridiplantae, Streptophyta, Magnoliopsida, Lamiales, Orobanchaceae. The record is from the annotation of a GenBank genome assembly.
AUGAAAACUGGCAGAAGCCUUUAUCUGAGCCCGCGAAUUUUAUUUCCGGUGUUGAUUCUAACGAUUCUCCGCCGAGUCAGCCCCGACUCGGUAUCACCGCUGUGUGAACUCAGCUUCAAGGACAGGAACAAGGUUUAUCAUUACAGCUUGGCCUCUCCAGUGCGUACGUACCCGCAUGGCAUUCUCAGUGAAGAUGGGUUUUAUAAAGUGGCCAUUAAUGGGACCUUGCUUUGGUUUCAGCUUUGCAGUUCAAUGAUAUUCAACCACGAUAUACCUUUAUGUGUCGACUGUAAGGACUGUGGGGGUCAAUCACGUUGUGGUACGGGCUGCAGUGCACUCGUCUCUAACAAGUAUGGAGGCUAUCCUGUUUGUACUACUCUUGGUCAGCCUUCAAGCACACUCAUUGAUAUCCGUGAUAAAAAGAGUCCUCAUGCAGGGAUCACUGUCAAGGUGACUAACAGUGGCCCAAAGCAUAACUGUUCACUUUCUGUGUCAGUCAUUUGUAAUUCAAAUGGAGUCCAAGGUCCGAGGACCUUGGAGAAAGUUGGGUUUUGUGAUUAUAACACAGAGUUGAAGCAUCCAUUAGGUUGUGCGGAGGUUAUAUCCUCCAAAGGAAGCGGAUUCGGAUUUGGCACCUUCAUGAUCCUAAUCUUAUGCCUCUUUGGAGGUUACAUUCUAGCUGGUGCAAUUUACCGGUACUUCUUCCUGCAUGUUCGUGGCAUUGAUGUAAUCCCAAACUUAGAAUUCUGGGCCAGCUUACCUCACAGGGCACAGAGUUUGUAUCACUCUUUAAUACGGAGAGUCAGAGGACCUUCCUAUAAUCACCGAAGCUCGUAUUCACCCGUUAACUUUUGA